ACUUUGCACUUGCACUUUAGCGCUCAUCUGGAUGGACAACCUGUACUGCUCCGGGUAUGAGAGGCGACUUGAGGAUUGUCCAUUUGAUGGAUGGAAGAUACACGACUGUAAAGACACAGAGGCCGCUGGCGUCGUCUGUCAGAAAGGAGAUGUACCAACUGGUGGAUCGUCUUCAAGGUCUUUUCACCAUCAAAUAGCCCUCCAACAACUCCCAGUCAAGCUUGACCCAAGAAAUGUUUUGCUUCGACUCGCUGGAGGGCGCUCGCCAUCGGAAGGAAGAGUAGAAAUUAAAGUUCCAGGAAAUGGAUGGGGAACAGUGUGUGGGGACGGCUGGGAAAUUCUGGAGGCGAAUGUCGUUUGUAAACAGUUAGGCCUUGGGUUCGCCCAAGCAGCAUUACAGGUGGGUGUAAUAAAAGGUUUAAAAUGA
This is a messenger RNA of Limulus polyphemus (Atlantic horseshoe crab), 427 nucleotides long. Its product is annotated as lysyl oxidase homolog 2B-like. The record is from RefSeq and is a predicted model, not a curated record. The transcript is spliced from 2 exons. NCBI's taxonomy places the organism in Eukaryota, Metazoa, Arthropoda, Merostomata, Xiphosura, Limulidae. Gene Ontology annotation, cellular component: membrane. The coding region runs from base 32 to 427 and encodes 131 amino acids.